GAGCAGCAAAUGGCGCAUCUCAAGGAGGAGCAAAUGCCUCAUUCAGGGAUACAUCAGAGUGCCUAACUAAGCAAUUGGUGCUUUCUGGAGGCACACAAAUGGCGCGCACCUCAUACCAUUCAUUAUUUUCCCUCUGCAAGUUGCAACUACAUAAAUAGCUCCCUGUACCGGGAUCCUCAUUCUAAAGCUGUGCGAGCAUGGUUGCCUCAACUAUCACAAAGAUCAUGGCCUUCCGUCCUGUAUCUACCGUCCUCCUCGCCCUUACAUCCAUGAUUCGGCAGCCAGUCACUGGCUCGCUUGCAGAUGCGGGCUCGGACUCGGACCAUGUUCCUUCUCUGCUGGAUACCUCAAUCACCGAGCUUGCCAUGCUGCUCGACACAGGUCGCUUGACCAGUCACGACCUGACACAGCUCUAUAUUGACCGCAUCGUUGAGGUCAACGAUGAAUUCCAUGCAGUCAUCGAGAUCAAUCCUUGUGCCUUGGCCAUCGCCACCGAGCUUGACAGGCAGCGCGCUGCAGGACUUGCCAAAGGACACCUUUUUGGGAUCCCCAUCUUGGUCAAGGACAACUACGGCACUACGGACAGUAUGCUGACCGGCGCCGGCAGUGUCUGUCUUGCUCCGGCUCCAGCUACUGUCGAGGCCACCGUAGUGACAAGACUGCGCAAUGCUGGUGCCAUCAUUCUUGGCAAGACCAAUGCGGACGAAUUCAGCGGUGCGCGAGGCAUCAAUGUGACUGGCGGCUGGAGCGCUCGUGGCGGGCAGACUUUUGGUGCGUAUGUCGAGCAUCAGAGCCCGUGUGGCAGCUCGGGUGGUAGUGGUGUAGCGGCGUCGCUCGGCCUCGCCGCGGCUGCUCUGGGCACGGAGACUGCCGGCAGCAUCACCUGCCCGGCCGCCUAUAACAAUGUUGUGGGAAUCAAGCCGACCGUGGGCACGACGUCACGUUACGGUGUCGUACCGGUCACACUUCGUCAGGACACGACCGGUCCCCUGGCUCCGAACAUCGCGGAUGCUGCUCUCAUCCUUGACGUCAUGGCUGGCGUCGAUCCUCUGGACAAUUACACCCUUGCGCAGCCGUGGGAUGGUCCGCCGAGCUUCAUGGCCGCCCUUCACACUUCUGCACUGCAUGGAAAGCGCCUUGGUGUUGUCUGGCUUGACUUCAACCCACUCUCCCCGUCCGAUUGGGUGAAUAAGAACGAGACCAAGACUGUCUUUGAUGCUAGUCGCCAGUAUCUCGAGGCUGCAGGUGCCGUGCUCGUCGAUGUGCCGUUGUCUUCAAGUUCCGUGCCAUUGGGCUCGCUCAUCAGCUGGGUCAGGGGCAACAUGAGCAUUUACGAGACGCCAGAUCUUCGGGACGGCCUGCAAGCAUACAUUGACACCAUCCCAGCCGAUAUCGGCACUGUGCACAGCCUCGAAACCCUCAUCGGCUGCAUUGAGAGCGAUCCCCGUGAGCGGGCCACCACGUACAGCUACGAGUCUCUCGUGGCAGCAGCCGAAAGUGAUGUUUCGGCUGGCAGCGAGGAGGUGUGGGAGGCGCACUUAGCGGCUUCAGGGUUGACGCGAAGCCUCGUAGUCGAACUGAUAGAAGAUAAUGAUGUCGACGCGCUAGUGUUGCUGUCAGAUCUGGCACUGGUGUUGGGUGCAGCGGCCGGUUUGCCUAUCGUCACUGUACCUAUGGGUUCGCUCGGAGCAGAUUCGCAAACGGAGUGGGACUCUACAAACACGACGAUACAGUCGGCACCAGGGAUCCCGUUGGGUUUGAGCUUUUUGGGAGACCGAUGGUCAGACGUGGAGCUUGUGAGCUACGGAUAUGCAUACGAGCAGGUCUCACAAAAGCGGUCGUUGCUCAAGCCGUACCUCCAGCCACGUAGCGAUCUUGCAUCUGUGCUGGGACAUGCAUGACCACUAUGGGGUUGCUGGCGAAAAGGAUGGCGUUGAGGAGAGGUAGCGCUGUGGCAAGCGACGCAAAUGAACAUAGAACCCCCCCCACGCGCGCACGUACAACUUAUAGACUAGUGCGAACCGUCAGCUUUACGUAUUUUUAUGGUUCCUCUGCCCGCCAA
Messenger RNA from Microdochium trichocladiopsis, 2062 nucleotides. RefSeq names its product amidase signature domain-containing protein. The record is from RefSeq and is a predicted model, not a curated record. The transcript has a single exon. Bases 198 to 1901 code for a protein of 567 amino acids. Lineage: Eukaryota; Fungi; Ascomycota; Sordariomycetes; Xylariales; Microdochiaceae.